UGUCGGAAAGGGCCUUCUUCUUCUUCGAAAAAGAGAACGAGAGAGAUGGAUGGUGAAGGGCAUGGUUCCAAAGCUAAGUUCCCUUUUCACUCCACUAGAGGAGAAAACAAUGAUCUCUAUACUAAACUAUGGCAUGCAUGCGCGGGUCCUUCUGUUUAUGUUCCUCGCUCUGGAGAUAAAGUCUUGUACUUCCCUCAAGGUCAUAUGGAACAGGUUGAGGCAUACAUGAGUGAAGAUGGCACUAUGGAAAUGCCCAUCUACAAUUUACCUUGGAAGAUCCUUUGCAGGGUUUUGCAUGUUGAGCUUAAGGUUGAACCUGACACAGAUGAGAUCUUUGCAGAAAUUAUUUUGCUUCCAGAGGCUGAGCAAGAUGAGCAAAGAAUGGAGCAUAGAUAUUAUCGAGCGUCGCCUCGGGAAAAUUAUUCUCGUUACUUUAGUAAGAAGCUAACUCCAUCGGAUAUAAAGACACACGGUGGAUUCUCUAUCCCAAAGCGGCAUGCCAAUGAUGGGUGUCUUCCGCUCUUGGACAUGUCUCAGGAAAUCCCCCAGCAGGAACUGCUCGCAACUGACUUGCAUGGUCAUCCAUGGUACUUUCGACAUGUUUUUCGUGGCUAUCCAAAAAGAAAUUUGCUUACCACCGGUUGGAGUACCUUUGUCACCUCGAAGAAGCUUGCUGCUGGGGAUUCAUUUAUCUUUCUAAGAGGGGAAAAUGGAGAGUUCGGUGUUGGAGUUCGCCGAUCAAUGACAAAGCUACUGAACAGUCCAUCUCCAUCGAUCAUAUCCGCUCACAGUGUGCGACAUGGAAUACUUGCCAGUGCUUUCCAUGCCUUUGCAACCAGAAGCAUCUUUAACGUCUACUACCGUCCUUGGGCAAGGUCUUCUCAAUUUAUCACUCCACUUGAUCAGUAUAUAAAGGCGGUUCAAUUUGACUACUGCUUCGGGACAAGAUGUAGAAUGCGAGUUGAAGGUGGAGAAUCUGGGGAACAGAGAUCCCUUGGCACUAUCAUUGGCACUGAAGAUCUCGAUCCUAUUAGAUGGCAGAAUUCCAAAUGGAGAUGUGUGAAGGUGAAAUGGGAUCCCGCAGCAAGUUCGGUUUUGCUUCCCGAAAGAGUUUGUCCUUGGAGCAUCGAUCUCACGGAAUUCACCAAGAAAAAGAAAGCUUCCACUCUGCAUCAUCAGAAGAGGGCUCGCCCCAACAACGCAUCAUCCCCUGAGUUUUCUAACUUGCUUAUGGAUGGCAUGUUGCAUGGUACAGCUAAAAAUCAAUCUCAAAGUAGUUCAGGGGUCUUGCAAGGUCAAGAAGACAGUGACACAUGCGUGAAUCAAUCCAGUGUACUGCAACAAUCAUUACCGCAUCUUCUCCCGCAAGAUCCUGGCUGUGCCUCAAUGCAACAGCAGAUGCAUAAGCAACUAGAAAUUCAGAUUCCGACCUGUGACCCAUUUUAUCAAUGUUCCAGCAACACAGCACACUUUUCUGGUAGGAAAGUACCAGGUUUGUGUAAUGGGCUCUCAACAAUCUCCUCUAACAGAGUUCAUGAUGAUGCUCGUGCUACCAAAAACGGAACUUCUUUGUCCAGACCAAAUGGCAGUCACAGAUGCAUGGUUUUCGGAGUAAAUUUAUUUAAUGGCUCACCUGAGCUCCCUUCACCACAAGUUCUCACUUCUAGUGAGGUUCAAUGCUCGACUCCUCUCACUUCUCAGUCGAGUGUUUCCAUUGCUUCCAAGGGUAUAUCUAGCAAGCAAUGCAACAACUGUUGCUCCGUCGGCGAUCGAACUUGCACCAAAGUGCUCAAGUAUGGAACUAAUCUUGGAAGAUCUGUUGAUCUCUAUCGAUUCAACGGAUACAAAGGCCUCAUCCUUGAGCUUGAUCAUAUGUUUGAUUUCAAUGGAAAGUUGAUCGAUGGAAGCAGCGGCUGGCACAUAACCUAUACCAAUGAAGAUGGGGAUAUGAUGCUGAUUGGAGAUCCUUAUCCAUGGCAGAAAUUUCAGCAUGAAGUCCGAAGGAUGGUUAUCCGCCCAAAGGAAGAAAUCAACAGGCUGAAUCCGAGCUCACCGAGUUCAGCAUCUUACUGAAAUGUCUUGUGCAGACGUUUCUUUAAGAAGUAAGUAUGGUACGGUGUUUUAGAGUUUUAGCUUGUGGUGCAAGAAACAAGUUGUUUGUUCUUCAAGCUAUGUAGUUUUUAAUGGGAUUCAGUCCCUAUGGGUACUGCCUGCAUCUUUGAUUCCUGCAUUGACAUUCAUAUCAUAUAGAUGCAGCUCUGUGUUGUUUUGAGAGAUGGUUUAUGUUUUUAUGGAAUAAAAAUGAACAAGCUCUUUAACUUUUAAUUUAA
Messenger RNA from Gossypium raimondii (Peruvian cotton), 2330 nucleotides. RefSeq names its product auxin response factor 24. The coding region runs from base 46 to 2073 and encodes 675 amino acids. Gene Ontology annotation, cellular component: nucleus. Gene Ontology annotation, biological process: response to hormone; regulation of DNA-templated transcription. Lineage: Eukaryota; Viridiplantae; Streptophyta; Magnoliopsida; Malvales; Malvaceae. The record is from RefSeq and is a predicted model, not a curated record. The transcript has 14 exons. Gene Ontology annotation, molecular function: protein binding; DNA binding.